AUUAGCUAUUAGUAGAAACAGGCAGACACUAAAAGAUGAAGCGUGCCCGUUUUGCCGGUGAAUUUGCACACCCCGUUACUGUCCCUCCGGCCAGCCAGACCUCUCCGAGGUGCCAGUGAAGGGACGGUGUGUGUAUGGGCAUCUGUGUUUGGCGGGGGUAGCUGACUGCCUGUUGCUGCAGGCCAUGAGGCUCGGCUUGUUUGCAGCUGACAGCGCCCCAAGGGCGUGGCUCUGACCCACAUUCGCCGAGGAGCUGCUGGAUCGGGAUAGACUGCAGGGAGAGUCUGAACCAGGGAAAGGAAAUUGAAUCAGAAGAGGAGGGGGUGGUGGAGAGAGAGAAAUGGGAAAGGAAACGGGUACAAUGGAGAGCGGGGUGAAGUUUGAAGAUGAGGAAUUUUUAAAAUCGAGCAGAUUGCUUUCUCACCGAGAAGAAACGCCGCCAGAAGAGAAAGAGCAUCACAAGCGAGACCCUCACGGAAUAAACACUCAUGUCAAGGUCUCUUUCGAAGAUGUGCUUGCAGAACCUGCUGGUACGCAAAGUUUCGACGGAAUCUGGAUUUGCAGCCACGUCUCGUUUGAGUUCAGUAAAUUUUUGCUGUACAAAGUGCUCACUCUGAUCCUCGCCAUUCCCCUGGCCUUCAUCAUUGGCAUUUUCUUUGCCGUCUUAAGUUAUAUCCACAUUUGGUUUCUUAUGCCCAUUGUGAAGUCCUUUAUGAUGAUGCUGCCCUCUUUUAAAUUCAUCUGGAAAACUAUUAUGGACAAGUUCAUUUCUCCUCUGUGUCAGAGUAUAGGACACUGCUGCUCUGCAGUCAAUUUCCGCUUCACUCGAACUUAAAGAAGCAAGAAAAAGAUGGUUGGUGAUCCGAGGACAACCAGUACCUAAAAGGAUUUUUUUCCAGAUCUUAUGAAAAAAGACUAACAUUAUCUUUCUUAUAUUUUUCAUUCCAAAUGCACUUUCAGAAAGUAUCUGACAUCUUUUUAAGUAUAUACGCACUUUUGCAUAAAGUUCAUUUAAGUAUGUACACUUCUAAUUGAUAUUUUCUAUUAUAAGCCAGGAUGCGCACUGUCUGGUAAUUAAGGAAGAUUUUACAAAGAUAUUGCCAUGCAAUAAUUAAAUCUUGUAUUAUAUAUCAAGAAAUGCUCAUAUCCACUUAAUACCAUAUGUUUAAAGCAAAAUCCAAUCAUUUGAGAAGAAACAGCUAUAAUUUUUUUAAAGUUUUGAGUGUUGGAAAUAGAUUAGUUUCAGUAAUUAUUUUGUUAUUUGAAAAUGUUAGAAGGCAAAGCUGAAGAAAUAGAAUUCAUUUCACCUGCUUCAGGCUGAACAAUAAGCAGCAACCAUGCAGACAGCGUAUUUGCAAAAGUAACAAGAUAUAAAUAAUAUUCAAACAAAACAAUUUGUAGUACAUAGCACAUUUUCAAAAUAUGAUCGCCAACUCUCCCAGACUUAAUUUUUAUGAUUAGGGACUUGUGUUGCUCUUAUUGUCAUAUUCUCUUAUGUCUUCCUCACUGGCCUUAUGACUUCAUCCACCCUAAUUUCCAACUGGUCCAAAAUGCUCAUCCAUCAGUUUUCUUUACUGAACUACAUUGGCUUCCAGUUCUGUGGUACAUUAAGUUCAAAAUUCUUACCUUCAUCUUUAAAUCCUGCUAUUGCCUUCCCCUAUCUUAUCUCUUCCAACUCUGGGUUUUUCUCCAUCCCCUCAUCCGUUUGCCAGACCAGUAUUGGCAGCUUUUCAUCACCGUCUUACUAUUUUAUUGGAUAGCCUUCCCUGAAACCCUCUGCCUCUGCUCUUUAUAACUUUCAAAUCCUUUUUAAAAUCCAAGCUUUCAGUCACUGCUCCUAAUGCCCUCAUCCAUGUCUCGACAUCCAUUUACUUACCUAUUCCUCUUUCCCACUCUUUCACUGCAAAGCACAUUGCUAUGUUAAGGACAGUAUUUAAAUGCAAGUCAGGUUGAGCAGUUUGGGCCUAUACUCAUUACAGUUUAGAAGAAUGAGAGGUGAUCCUAUUGAAAAGUACAGUACAAAAUUCUGAGGGGUUCAACAGUAAAUGCUGAGAGAAUGUUUCCUUUUGUGGGGGAAUUUAGAAUUAGGGGGCACGAUUUCAAAAUAAGGGAUUUCACAUUUAAGAUGGAGAUGAGAAUGAAUUUCUUUUCUCGGGGGCCAUUAGUGUUUGGAAUUCUCUUCCGCAGAGGUCAGUGGCGGCUGGGUCAUUGAAUAUACUCAAGGCUCAGUUAGACAAAUUUUUGGAUUCACAAGGGAGUCAUGGGUUAUGGGGGGGGGUGGUGGGACAGGCAGGAAAGUGGAGUUAAAGCCACAAUCAAAGCAGCCAUGACCCUAUUGAAUGAUGGAGCAGGCUCAAGGGGACGAAUGACUUACUUCUGAUUCUGUUUCUUAUGAUCUAAUGUAAGUUGUUACAGGUGUGGUUGAGUACCCAAUGCUUUAAUUGAGAAAUGAGAUUCAGAACAAUCUCAUUUAUUUCUGCUCAAAUGAUUAGGUUUUACUUUAUUCAUGUCCACUUGAUAUGGUAAAAUUAUUCAAAAUCAGAAUAUGUAAACACCUUUAUGAUGCUGAAUUUUGUGACUUCAUUGGCCAAAAUUAUGCUAUUGUAACAAUGUACAAUAGUGAAAUGUUGGUCAUCUUUUACACAUUGUAUUUUGCAGUUCUUUAAAAGAUUGUGUGCACUGCACUUAUGUAAUCAACUGUUUAUAUAAAUCUACUGCGUAAUGUUUGUACAUCAGUGGAAUAGCUACACCUGUGUUUAAAAAGGCUGAGCCCUGUGCACAGAUUGUACCCAGUUAAGAUUUAUUUUGAGGUACCAUUAUAAAGUUAUAAAUUAAAACAGUUCAGUGGCA
Messenger RNA from Carcharodon carcharias (great white shark), 2850 nucleotides. RefSeq names its product caveolin-2-like. Gene Ontology annotation, biological process: positive regulation of MAPK cascade; negative regulation of endothelial cell proliferation; insulin receptor signaling pathway. The transcript is spliced from 3 exons. NCBI's taxonomy places the organism in Eukaryota, Metazoa, Chordata, Chondrichthyes, Lamniformes, Lamnidae. The record is from RefSeq and is a predicted model, not a curated record. Gene Ontology annotation, molecular function: protein kinase binding; molecular adaptor activity. The coding region runs from base 341 to 835 and encodes 164 amino acids. Gene Ontology annotation, cellular component: perinuclear region of cytoplasm; caveola; cytoplasmic vesicle.